Molecule: messenger RNA, 969 nt
Organism: Haplochromis burtoni (Burton's mouthbrooder)
Lineage: Eukaryota; Metazoa; Chordata; Actinopteri; Cichliformes; Cichlidae
Gene: get1
Product: guided entry of tail-anchored proteins factor 1
Exons: 5
Coding region: 186-698 (170 amino acids)
Biological process (GO): tail-anchored membrane protein insertion into ER membrane
Source: RefSeq, a predicted model, not a curated record
UCAUUUAUUAUAGAGGACGCCAUAUAUAUGCACGUUACAUUAUUUUAGUGUUUAAAGAGAGUCGUAAUUACUAACAGCAUGUCCCGUCUUUAGUGGGAUAAUUAUUAAAGUCAGUGCACCGAGCAGUCCAGUCGCUCAACAGCUGCAACAAGGAGGAGGCUGAGUGGAGGAGAAAGGAAACAAACAUGGCGGCCGGUUAUGCAUGGCUCCUGGUGCUUGGCUCGGUUUUUCUCUGCAAUCUUAUGAAAAUCCUUCUGCCGACCAUAUCUUCCUUCCUCUCAAAGAUGGUGCAGAAAGAUGCUGAGCAGGAGAGUGAGAUGAGGGCUGAAAUCCAAGAGAUGAAGAAGGAGCAGUCCUCCAUUAGCAUGAUGGAUGAGUUUGCUAGAUAUGCCAGACUGGAGCGCAAAAUCAACAAGACAACAGACAAGCUGAAAACACAUGUCAAAUCAAGAACCGCUCAACAAGCCAAAAUGAAGUGGGUUGUGAGCAUUGUUUUUUACAUACUGCAGGCUGCGCUGAUGAUUUCAUUGAUAUGGAAGUAUUACUCUGAUCCAGUGACUGUGGUACCAAGUAGAUGGAUUGCUCCCGUGGAGCGCCUCGUGGCUUUCCCAACAGGAGUGGCAGGUGGAGUAGGAAUCACAUGCUGGUUGGUGGUUUGCAACAAAGUAGUUACUCUGGCUCUGAAUGCUGUCAGCUAGAGUGUUUCCUAAUCCUGUGCUCAACAGUUUCCUUUGAUGACGAACGCUGCAGUUUUUGUUUUGUCGUUUUCAGUCAGCUGUUCCUAGCAAAGAACGUUAAAAUAAUGCAGUGCAUAUUGGUGAUCUCAAAUUGCAGCAGAAGUUUACUAUAAAAAGUGUUAUCAUUGUUAUCAUUGUUUUAUAAUUAUGUGGUUAUUUGAUUGUGUGUAUAUUGCUUUGAAACAGUGGUAUGGAAAUGUGGAAAUUAAUUUUUAUUAAAAAGAAGAAAAAA